This is a messenger RNA of Scomber japonicus (chub mackerel), 888 nucleotides long. RefSeq names its product N-ethylmaleimide-sensitive factor attachment protein, beta a (gene napba). NCBI's taxonomy places the organism in Eukaryota, Metazoa, Chordata, Actinopteri, Scombriformes, Scombridae. Gene Ontology annotation, molecular function: syntaxin binding; soluble NSF attachment protein activity. Gene Ontology annotation, biological process: SNARE complex disassembly; intracellular protein transport; regulation of synaptic vesicle priming. The transcript is spliced from 10 exons. The record is from RefSeq and is a predicted model, not a curated record. Bases 1 to 888 code for a protein of 295 amino acids. Gene Ontology annotation, cellular component: terminal bouton; vacuolar membrane; synaptobrevin 2-SNAP-25-syntaxin-1a complex.
AUGGACAACACUGGCAAAGAGAAGGAAGCCAUGCAGCUGAUGGCUGAAGCCGACAAAAAGGUCAAAGCGUCCGGAUCCUUCCUCGGUGGGAUGUUCGGGGGGAACCAUAAGGUGGAGGACGCCUGUGAAAUGUACGCCAGAGCAGCAAACAUGUUUAAGAUGGCAAAGAACUGGAGUGCUGCAGGCAAUGCUUUCUGUCAGGCUGCUCGUCUCCACAUGCAGCUCCAGAACAAACUGGACUCCGCCACAAGCUUCGUCGACGCCGGCAACGCCUACAAGAAGGCCGACCCACAGGAGGCCAUCAACUGUCUAAAUCAGGCCAUCGACAUCUACACUGACAUGGGUCGGUUCACUAUUGCAGCCAAACAUCACAUCACUAUAGCCGAGAUAUACGAGGCUGAGUUGGUCGACAUUGAGAAGGCCAUUGCCCAUUAUGAACAGGCAGCCGAUUACUAUAAAGGAGAAGAAUCUAACAGCUCAGCCAACAAAUGUCUUCUGAAGGUUGGACACUACAGUGCUCAGCUGGAGCAGUACCAGAAAGCUAUUGAAAUCUAUGAACAGGUUGCUAUGAGCACCAUGGACAAUCCUCUGUUGAAGUAUAAUGCCAAAGAGUAUUUCUUCAAGGCCUCACUGUGUCACUUCAUAGUGGACGAACUGAAUGCCAAGUUGGCCAUAGAGAAGUACGAGGAGAUGUUUCCAGCUUUCUCAGACUCAAGAGAGCUCAAACUGUUAAAGAAACUCCUAGAUGCCCACGAGGAGCAGAACAGCGAGGCGUUCACAGAGGCCGUCAAGGAGUUCGACUCGGUGUCCCGUCUGGACCAGUGGCUGACCACGAUGCUCCUCCGCAUCAAAAAGACCAUCCAGGGAGACGCUGGGGACCUGAAGUAG